AUGGCCGACCGCCAAAAGUUUGAAGCAGUCCAGGAGUUGCUCUUUCUUGAGCUGAAAGAGGGCCUAAUACAAAGGGGCACACCAGCAGCGCAAAGGGAACGAGUUGAGAAAUGUCUGAAGGAAAACACGGCGGGAGGGAAACUCAUCCGGGGUCUGGCGGUCGUGAACACCGGCUUCAGCUUCCUCAAACGACCUCUAACCGAGGCCGAGCAUGAGGAGUUGAGCAUUCUUGGCUGGUGUACUGAGCUGUUCCAGGCAGCGUACCUUAUCUGGGACGACAUCAUGGAUAACUCAGAAUACCGGAGAGGCAAGCCAUGUUGGUAUCGCGCAGGGGGCGUGGGACUCCUAGCAAUUAAUGAUGCCUCGCUUCUUAAAUCAUGCAUCUUCAUUCUCUUACAGAGACAUUUCCGCGAUCAUCCGGAGUAUCUUGCUUUUAUCGAACUCUUUAACGAGGCGGGGUUCCGGACAGAGCUCGGGCAGCUGUGUGACACGACCAUAGGUUGCAACAGUAUCGCCGGAGACAUGUCGGCGGAACAGUACACCUUCAUCGCCACCAACAAGACCGCAUUCUACAGCUUUUACUUGCCCGUUGCCCUGGGACUGCAUUACGUCCGAGGUGCCAGCAAAGAGAAUCUAGAAGAAGCACAGAGCGUUCUCCUGCAGAUCGGGGAGUACUUUCAGAUACAAGAUGACUACCUCGAUGUCUUCGGGGAUCCAAAGACAACAGGCAAGAUCGGCACUGAUAUUCAAGAUAAUAAGUGCAGUUGGCUUGUCAUUCAAGCGCUCCAUUCGUGUACCGCCGAUCAACGACAGAUUUUGAUUGACUCUUAUGGCAAACGCGAUCCGGUUCCUGAACGUAGAGUUCUACAGUUGUUUGACCAGAUGCAAAUCGAGAAGAUGUACAGAGAAUUUGAAGAGAGGAAGUUGGAAGAGCUAUACAAGCAGAUUAACGACAUUGAUCGGAGAGGCGGACUGCAAAGCAACAUUUUUCUGUUCAUUCUUGAUGCAAUUCGUCAACGGAACAAAUAA
Messenger RNA from Aspergillus pseudoviridinutans, 1029 nucleotides. RefSeq names its product FPP/GGPP synthase family protein. The record is from RefSeq and is a predicted model, not a curated record. The transcript is spliced from 2 exons. The coding region runs from base 1 to 1029 and encodes 342 amino acids. Lineage: Eukaryota; Fungi; Ascomycota; Eurotiomycetes; Eurotiales; Aspergillaceae. Gene Ontology annotation, biological process: trans, trans-farnesyl diphosphate biosynthetic process. Gene Ontology annotation, cellular component: cytoplasm. Gene Ontology annotation, molecular function: dimethylallyltranstransferase activity; (2E,6E)-farnesyl diphosphate synthase activity.